UCGAGUCGAGGGGGAAUCUGCCCUGCCCUUUGACCCUUCUUCUCUCUGGACUCUGGACAGCAGGACUCCGACCAGGGGGGAACAAGAAGAUCAGCGCCGGCAGCCGGACCCGCCGAUGGCUCGGAGGGGGUUGUCGUACGUGUCGGCGACGCAGCUGGUGUCCAUGGCCAGCGACGCCCGCGUCGCCAUCGUCGACGUCAGGGACGAGGAGAGGGGCUACGACGGCCACAUCGCGGGGUCCCACCACUACGCCAGCGACACCUUCGCGGAGCGGAUGCCCGAGCUCGCCCAGGCAACCGGGGCCAAGGAAACCCUCGUCUUCCACUGCGCCCUCAGCAAGGUUCGGGGCCCAUCUUGUGCACAGCUGUUCCAUGACUAUCUUUCGGAGGCUAAGGAAGAUUCAGGGGUAAAGAACAUCAUGGUCCUAGAACGUGGGUUUAAUGGAUGGGAGCUUUCCGGGAGGCCCGUUUGCCGCUGCAAGGACACUCCAUGCAAGGGUGUAUGCUCUUGAAUAUCAAAGAUACUCUAUAUAUACUGUACCUCAACUCAAGGCAGAUGUUGCUCUAUGCUUCGAGAAAGCCAGAUUGAUAAUUGGCAUGUCUCUAUGUCCAUUGGAUGGAUCAACAAUGACACCACGUGAAUUGUUCCAAUGAAUAACAAGUUAAUGCCACCUUACGGCAUGUAAACUAUAAACGGCAUUUGGAAUGCUUGCAAGUGUUUUGUUUCCAUCAACCUAUAUGCAUUCACGUCUUUUCUAUUGGUUUUCACUCUAUGUUCUCCACAACAAGCAUGCAUAUUUCUACCCUUCGUCACAACGUUUUCCAGUUACUCUUUGAUUCACGAAGAGAAUUGUAUCCUUAUACCUUUUCAUUGUGGUUGUCAAAGUAAUGUGGCAAAAAAAA
Messenger RNA from Sorghum bicolor (sorghum), 902 nucleotides. Its product is annotated as arsenate reductase 2.2. Lineage: Eukaryota; Viridiplantae; Streptophyta; Magnoliopsida; Poales; Poaceae. The record is from RefSeq and is a predicted model, not a curated record. The coding region runs from base 116 to 511 and encodes 131 amino acids. The transcript has 2 exons. Gene Ontology annotation, molecular function: protein tyrosine phosphatase activity. Gene Ontology annotation, cellular component: nucleus; cytoplasm.